AUGUCUUCACAACCAACCCAUCAAAUUGUCAUCGUUGGCGGUAACUUUGGCGGCAUUAAUCUCGCGCACUACCUUCUCCGCAAGACCUUCAAGACACUCAAAGCGCUGCAACCCCAGACCACAUUCCAAAUCAAGCUGAUCAGCCCCAACACACACUUCUACUUCAAGAUCGCCGCGCCUCGAGCCCUCAUCAACCCCAGUCUGAUUCCUGAAGAGCAAUACUUCAAGUCCAUUGCUGAGGCUUUCAAGCAAUAUGACGCGUCAGCAUUCGAGCACGUGCAAGGCAAGGCAACCAGCCUCGAUUCGCAGAAUCGCACCGUCUCAGUUGAUCUUGGCUCUGGGUCCACACAGCAGAUUAAGUACGACUCACUUGUCAUUGCGAGUGGUACCACAAGCUCGCCACUAUGGACCCUCAACGACACGCACGAGAACACUCGCGCAGCUCUCCAGGCGUUACACCAAGAUCUUCCCAAAGCCUCGACUGUCCUGAUCGCUGGCGCUGGUGCAGUUGGCGUUGAGACCGCAGGCGAGAUCGCGACAGCAUUCCCUAAUGCCAAAGUAACGCUCGCGACAUCAUCAGAUCGUGUGCUUCCCAGAGAGUCAGCUGCUUUAGGUGCCAAGGCAAAAUCCAUUCUCGAUGGCCUUGGUGUGAUCGUGAAAACGGGUACAUCACUUUCGGAUCCAAUGGUAGAUGACAAGACGCGACCUGUCAAGUUCGCAGAUGGCUCAUCCGACUCUCCAGACGUCUUCAUCAACGCGACUGGUGCCCGAAAAAUGAACACGGAUUGGCUGCCGUCAGACUGGGUCGCUGAAGACGGCAAAGUCGCAACGCGCGACUCCUACUUCCGCGUCAAAGACUCUCAGGGCGUCUACGUGAUUGGAGAUGCCGCCAUGGGAAGCAACGGCUCCGCAAUUGCACUCGAUGCAAUGGUACCCGUUGUCGCUUCGAGUAUUGCAGUCGACGUUAGUGGCUCAUCUGGUGGCAAAGAUGGACUUGUCGGCUGGUUGACUUCAUUCAUCAAGACGCCUGCACCUCGACAGACAGAGUACAAGCCUAACAACAUGAUUGUUGUGCCGAUAGGUCCGAAUGGUGGCGUCGGUCAAGCGUUUGGUUGGAGUUUACCCUCUUUCAUAGUGAAAAAAGGAAAGGCAGAGAAGUAUUUGAUGGAACUCGUGGAGCCGUUGAUGAGUGGGAAGAAGUGGGCAUGA
Parastagonospora nodorum SN15 is the source of this 1209-nucleotide messenger RNA. RefSeq lists its product as hypothetical. Lineage: Eukaryota; Fungi; Ascomycota; Dothideomycetes; Pleosporales; Phaeosphaeriaceae. Gene Ontology annotation, cellular component: cytoplasm. The transcript has a single exon. Gene Ontology annotation, molecular function: electron-transferring-flavoprotein dehydrogenase activity; flavin adenine dinucleotide binding. Bases 1 to 1209 code for a protein of 402 amino acids. The record is from RefSeq and is a predicted model, not a curated record.